Molecule: messenger RNA, 1008 nt
Organism: Closterium sp. NIES-67
Lineage: Eukaryota; Viridiplantae; Streptophyta; Zygnematophyceae; Desmidiales; Closteriaceae
Source: the annotation of a GenBank genome assembly
UCGCUCGCCUCACUACCCCACCCUAGGGGUUUUGGAUUACCUAUUUCUGCAUGUACCUUUCUCCGUGGUUCUAGGUAGCUGUGCUAUCGGCAGCCAUGGCGUCCCUCGUCGCGCCUCCGCAGGCACAAAUGAGCUGCCUUUCGCUCGCUGCUUCGACAUCCCAGAAUGCGCUCUCGUCUUCCGCCUCUGUCUCCUUCCGCGGGGCAGCCGUCGCCGCUCCCCGCCGAAUCGCCGCCUCCGCAACCGCCUCCUCCGCUGUUGCUGUGCGCGCGCAGGCCUCAGCCGCCGCCGCGGACGCCGCCGCUCAAGAGCGUUUCCGUCUGAACAACCUUGCUCCCCAGCCAGGCUCCCGGCGCCAGGAGAAGCGCAAGGGUCGCGGGCACGCAGCCGGGCAGGGCGCGAGCUGCGGGUUCGGCAUGCGCGGGCAGAACUCGCGGUCCGGGCCGAACGUGAGGUCUGGGUUCGAGGGCGGGCAGAUGCCGCUGUACCGGCGGCUGCCGAAGCUGAAGGGCAUUGCGGGCGGCAUGGGUGCGGGGCUGCCCAAGUAUGUGACGCUGAACGUGGGUGACCUGGAGGAGAUGGGGCUGGAGGAGGGCGAGGAGGUGUCUCUGGAGAGCCUUAUUGAGGAUGGCAUCCUCAACCCCUCUGGCCGCGACCGCAGGCUGCCACUGAAGAUCUUGGGUGAUGGCGAGAUUUCCACCAAGGUGACCAUCAAGGCGGCUUCUUUCAGUGAAUCUGCCCGGGAAAAGCUUGAGGCUGCUGGCUGCACGCUUGAGGUUGUACCUGGACGGAAGAAAUUCCUCCCGGCAUUGGCUGAGAAGAGGCAGGCACAGAUGGCUGAGUUCCUGGCUUCCAAGGGAGUUACUGCAUGAAGGAUGGCGGUUUUUUGUAACUAAACAAAGCAAUUAUAAGUGGAUUAGCCCCUCAGCUGUUCCAUACCUUCAAGGUUCUUGCCUUCCAAGCUUGAAAUGAAUCAACUUGCCUAUAGUAUGCUAAUUUUGGUUAAGA